Molecule: messenger RNA, 1428 nt
Organism: Kluyveromyces lactis
Lineage: Eukaryota; Fungi; Ascomycota; Saccharomycetes; Saccharomycetales; Saccharomycetaceae
Gene: PUB1
Product: Pub1p
Exons: 1
Coding region: 1-1428 (475 amino acids)
Biological process (GO): nuclear-transcribed mRNA catabolic process, nonsense-mediated decay; regulation of mRNA stability; cytoplasmic stress granule assembly
Cellular component (GO): cytoplasmic stress granule
Molecular function (GO): mRNA binding
Source: RefSeq, a predicted model, not a curated record
AUGUCUGCUGAAGAAUCACAACAAGCACAAACUGAGACUGCAGCACCAGUUCCGGUUCCAGCUCCAGCUGUCGAACAGGAUCAUUCCAAUGAAGCUACUACAACCGUCGAAGAGAAAUCACCUGGAGCUGCUACCACUGCUCCUGCUACUGAGGAGGCACCGGCAUCUGAAAAGCCUGCUUCUCAGGAUAACAACGGUGACGGGGAAAAACAACAAGAAGAAGGAGAUGAGGAAGAUGACUCUGCCGCGCCUGUUUUGGCUACUCAAGGUGGUAGAGAAAAGUCAGAUAAAAUCUUAUACGUUGGUAACCUACCAAAGAGCAUUGAUGAUGAUCUAUUGAAACAAUAUUUCCAAAUUGGUGGGUCCAUUUCCAGCGUUAAAAUUAUUCCAGAUAAGAACAGUCAAGAGUGUAACUAUGCGUUUGUUGAAUAUUUCGAACCACACGAUGCUAACGUCGCAUACCAAACUCUAAAUGGUAAGGAAGUAGAAGGGAAGGUCCUUAAGAUCAAUUGGGCGUUCCAAUCUCAACAGGUUAACAGCGAUGAAACUUUCAAUUUGUUCGUCGGUGAUUUAAACGUCGAUGUCGAUGACGCCACUUUGGCCGGCACUUUUAAAGAGUUCCCAUCCUUCAUUCAAGCUCACGUGAUGUGGGAUAUGCAAUCUGGUAGAUCUAGAGGGUACGGUUUUGUAUCAUUUGGUGAACAAGAUCAAGCGCAAGUGGCUAUGGAAACUAAACAAGGGUUCGAAUUGAACGGCAGAGCCUUAAGAAUCAACUGGGCUUCCAAACGUGAACCCCAACAAAGUCAACAAGGUCAAAGAAGAUUCAAUGGUCCUGCCAGUGGCCGUGGUGGAUUCCGUAAUAACAACAAUCAGAACCAAAAUCACCACAAUCACAACGGUAUCAACAGACAUGCUGGUCCACCACCACAUCACCAAAUGCAAUCUCACCUACCCCCACAAUUGCAACAGCAACCCCCAAUUGGAAUUCCUCCAAUUCAUCAAGCUCCUUUGGUUCCUCCUCCAGUGGAUCCAGAAGCCGUUGAAGAUAUGAUGAGAAGAGCUCCUCCAAGAGUUACCACUGCGUACAUCGGUAACAUCCCACAUUUCGCUCAAGAACACGACUUGAUUCCAUUACUACAAAACUUUGGUUUCAUCAUCGACUUCAAGCAUUACCCAGAAAAGGGUUGUUGUUUCAUCAAAUAUGAUACUCAUGAACAAGCUGCGUUGUGUAUUGUGGCUCUAACAAAUUUCCCAUUCCAAGGAAGAAACUUGAGAACCGGUUGGGGUAAGGAAAAACCAACUUUCAUUCGUCCACAACAACAAAUGGGUCCAAUUCCUGGUCAACUUCCACUAGAAGAACAACAGCAACAGUUUGAAAAUGCCCCUCAGCAGCAUGAUCAACAGCAACCUCAGCAACAAGAGCAAUGA